UUGAAUAGUUUGCAGUCGACAUCAAUGUCCUGUGUACACAUUUUUUUUUCAAUAAAUUAAAAAUUAAAUUUAUUGAAUGACAAGUUAUUUGUUGUGUUAAUUAUUCGUUGUAGAAUUAAUCUACCUACUUUUCUCAAUUUGUGUAAUUGUUCACAACUGAAAAAAUGCAUUUAUAUUAUUUAUUUACGAGACAAUUAUGUCUAUAAGUGAGGUUAUGUUCUGACAUCCUUUAAUAUAUAUUUACAUUGUUUUUCUUGAGUACAAUGUUUUUUAUUUUAUUUCGAAGACGGCAUAUUCAAAUUAAAAGUCAUCACAUUUAUAAUAAACCGAAAUUUAAAUAUAUUUAUUUUGAUAGAAAAUUUUUGCAUAAUACAAUAAUUGACGAUGUACCUACAAUUGCAUUAACUGAAAUGAAAAAAAGUCUCAAAUCAUGUAAUAUUUCAUUUUUUGAAGGACAUACGUGUUUACUUGCCGAUUGUCCUUUAUGUGAUAAUAAAUCAAAAUUAUAUAUCAAUAAAACAACAGGUUUGUUUAUAUGUGAAAAUUGUGAGCAUACAGGUUCUUGGAAUAUUUUAGAAAAAUUUAUAGUACAGAAAAAAUCGAGCAGGGCAAUUAAGGCUUUAUCAGAAAUUCGUAAAUUAAUACAAAAAGAAGAGGAUUAUUUUAAUCAAUGGAAUGAUUUAAAAAAUAAUUCUGAAAAUGUUGCUGAUAUUACCAUUAAUGAAUACGAGAAAUUACGAAAAACAUUUUCCUUUCCUAAUAUACCACAAGAGACAAUGUCACAUUUAAAUUGUUUGUACAAUGAAAAAUUGCAAAUAUGUUAUUUUCCAUUAAUGGCAUUUAAUACACGAAUUGUUGGUUAUAGAUCAUUGUCUAUUAAAAAUGAAUUUAUCAAAACUGAACCAUCGACAAAUACACGAGGUGUAAUAAUUCAUACACAAAAAAGUACAAAAUUAGAUGAUAGUGCUGUUAUUGUACCGACAAUAAAUGAUUUUCUUAUACUUAUUGCUGAAAAAUCAGCGCCAGUUAUAAUAUGUUUACCAUAUGAUUUACAAAAUUUACCACAAGAAAUUCUUCCGAGUUUAGAGAAAUAUGAUAAAUUAAUAUUAUGGUUUGGUAAUAAUGCAACAAAUUGGGAUGUAUCGAGAAAUUUUGCUAAAAAACUCAAUGAGAAACGAUGCUUUAUUGUGAGACCAAUUGAUCAACAACGAACGCCAAAGGAGGCAUUGAAAAAGAAAUUAAAUUUAAAGGAAAUAAUUCAAAAAGCCCAACCAAUAUGGCAUAAAAGUAUCACAACAUUUAGUACAAUACGUCAAGAUGUUUUGAGUGAUUUACAAAAUAUUGAUAAAGUUCAAGGUGUUAAAUGGAAACGAUAUCCAACAUUGAAUAGAAUUUUAAAGGGACAUAGGAAAGGUGAAUUUACAAUAUUGACAGGACCAACAGGUUGUGGUAAAACGACAUUUAUCAGUGAAUAUUCUCUUGAUUUGGCUCAACAAGGUGUUAAUACACUUUGGGGGAGUUUUGAAAUAAGAAAUGCGAGAUUAGCACGUACAAUGCUUCAACAAAUGGUCGGUGUACCUCUCGAUGAGAAUUUACAAAAUUUUAAUAAUUACGCUGACACUUUUGAAAAACUUCCCAUUUAUUUUAUGACUUUUCACGGACAACAGAAUAUCAAAAUUGUCAUGGAGGCAGUUGAACACGCUACUUACGUUCAUGAUAUUUCUCACGUUAUUAUUGAUAAUGUACAAUUCAUGAUGGGAGUUUCUGACGAAUCAAAACACAUGGAUAGAUUUUGGCGACAGGAUAAAAUAAUAAGUACAUUUCGAACUUUUGCAACAAAGCAUAAUUGUCAUGUUACAUUGGUAAUUCAUCCGCGAAAAGAAAGAAAUGAUGAGGAAUUAUCGGUGUCAUCGAUAUUUGGUAGUGCAAAAGCUAGUCAAGAAGCUGAUAAUGUAUUAAUAAUUCAAGAUAAAAGAUUAACGAGUCUACGUGGAAAAAAGUACUUACAAGUUGUAAAAAAUAGAUACAGUGGUGAUUUAGGAAUAAUGCUUCUCGAAUUCGAUAAAUCGAGUUUAAGUUAUUCUUCAAAGAAGAAAUUAAAAUCAACCACUGAUCAAAAAGAUACUUCCAAAGAAGAUAUUGAAUCAUCAAUAGCUACUGAAUCAAUGUGAUAUAUUUUUUUG
Messenger RNA from Leptopilina boulardi, 2183 nucleotides. RefSeq names its product mitochondrial DNA helicase (gene mtDNA-helicase). Lineage: Eukaryota; Metazoa; Arthropoda; Insecta; Hymenoptera; Figitidae. Gene Ontology annotation, molecular function: ATP binding; single-stranded DNA binding; 5'-3' DNA helicase activity. The coding region runs from base 264 to 2171 and encodes 635 amino acids. Gene Ontology annotation, biological process: mitochondrial DNA replication. The record is from RefSeq and is a predicted model, not a curated record. Gene Ontology annotation, cellular component: mitochondrion. The transcript has 6 exons.